Molecule: messenger RNA, 2938 nt
Organism: Centruroides sculpturatus (bark scorpion)
Lineage: Eukaryota; Metazoa; Arthropoda; Arachnida; Scorpiones; Buthidae
Product: cyclin-Y-like
Exons: 11
Coding region: 278-1384 (368 amino acids)
Biological process (GO): regulation of canonical Wnt signaling pathway; regulation of cyclin-dependent protein serine/threonine kinase activity
Cellular component (GO): plasma membrane
Molecular function (GO): cyclin-dependent protein serine/threonine kinase activator activity; protein kinase binding
Source: RefSeq, a predicted model, not a curated record
UCUGCGGACCCGUGCGGUCCUGUCACGUUUUGAAGUCGGCGAUUGGGACAUGGCUUCCAUUUCGUUAAGUCGGUUGAAAUUUUUCAUGGAAAACGAUUGAAAAUAAAGCGCUCUGACAUUACAAGCAUGUGCAUAUAGCUAUUGAGUUUUUUCAAUGGAAUAUAACAUUGAAGAUUUGUUGCAAGCUUAUAGCUUGACGAAAUUUAAAAUAUUCUAGUGAAAUGCUACUAACCUAGUCAUAGUAGACUGAAAACUUGAGGAAUUCACUACAUACAGCAUGGGAAAUAAACUUUCUUGCUGUACUUGUGGUAGUCCUCGAGUAGAUAGAAGAGCAGAAGACAGUUACUUACCAGAAGCAGAAGUACAUCAAGAUGAGAGCAUUUCAAAUUUACAGCAUAUUAGUGAAAGAGAACCAGAGGAUAUUGAAACUGAUCCCUCCACACAUCCAACUGCAGGACCAUUAUUUAUGCAGAGAUCAAAAAGUGAUGUUAGAAAUUGUAAAGAUAAACGAAGAAGUCAAAUAAAUGAAUUCACUACAUACAGCAUGGGAAAUAAACUUUCUUGCUGUACUUGUGGUAGUCCUCGAGUAGAUAGAAGAGCAGAAGACAGUUACUUACCAGAAGCAGAAGUACAUCAAGAUGAGAGCAUUUCAAAUUUACAGCAUAUUAGUGAAAGAGAACCAGAGGAUAUUGAAACUGAUCCCUCCACACAUCCAACUGCAGGACCAUUAUUUAUGCAGAGAUCAAAAAGUGAUGUUAGAAGUACAUCACCAUCAAAAGUUUCAAUAAACUGUCUAGAUUUGAACACACAACCACAUAAAGAUGGAGUGCCUGAUGAUUAUGAUCAACGUGAUCCAGACCACAGAACAAUUUAUAGGUUUGUAAGAACCCUUUUUAAUGCUGCACAAUUAACAGCUGAAUGUGCCAUUAUUACUCUAGUGUACUUAGAAAGACUGUUAACGUAUGCUGAAGUUGAUAUAGUGCCAAGUACAUGGAAAAGGAUUGUUUUAGGAGCAAUAUUAUUAGCUUCAAAAGUUUGGGAUGAUCAAGCCGUCUGGAAUGUGGAUUAUUGUCAAAUUCUUAAAGAUAUAACUGUGGAAGAUAUGAAUGAACUUGAAAGACAAUUUCUAGAAAUGCUACAGUUCAAUAUAAAUGUUCCUGCAAGUGUUUAUGCAAAGUAUUAUUUUGAUUUAAGGACGUUAGCAGAUCAAAAUGAUUUAACAUUUCCUUCACAACCAUUGAGCAAGGAUAGAGCUCAGAAAUUAGAAGCUAUGUCCAGGGUUUGUGGUGACAAAUUAGCUGAAUUACAUCGGAAUGGUUUGAAAAAAUGGUCAAGUUUGGAUAAUAUGACUAUCCCUCGACACAACACUGCCAUAUUGUCUUGACAUAUAUUACACAUUUGCAGAAGGAAUGGAUAAUAGCUGUAUCAGAUACUUAGGAAAAUCAGGGAGAAACUAUAAACUCCAACCAAGUGGCUGUUCCAAUGACUAAAACUUUGCUAGUAAAAUAAUUAAAAUUUUCUGCUCAGGAAAUGUGGUACCAGUUUUUGCUUGGUACACAUAUCUUGUCAUUGAAGUGAACAAUGAUUGCAAAAUCAAAUGAUGACAUGGAUGUAUGGAUUGGAAUCUUGAGUGAUUCUACUCAUAGUCAAUACAAGCUUUCAUCUGUGCUGCUUUUUGGUUGUUAGGUAAAGGCAAAAUUAAGGCUAUUCUUUUAUUUUUUGAAAUAUAUUAUUAUCCAGAUAGCUGAUUUUAAAUUAGAGAGAGAGAAUGCUUAUAUCAUUUCUUUUAAAAUUGUAGCAUUUAUAACUAGAAAUUUAUAAAAAAAAAUAUAUAUAUACAUAUAUAUAAUAAAAAAAUGUAGGAGGAACAAAUGAGGAGAGCUCAAUUCUACAAUUUAUAAAUUUUUAUAUAUUGUUUUUAUAAAUAUUAAAAAUAACAUGAUUUUGACUGAAACAGUCAUCAGAUAUCUGGAUAAUAUUGAAUAGAAGAAAAAAGUUAAAAAUUCUUCCAAAAUUAUGUCUUCUAUUAGGAAAAUUUUCAACAAAAACACAGAGUGACUAUUUUUUUAAAAAAUAAUUUUUUAUUUGUAUUUUUAAGUUAAAAAAUUUAAUACAAAUGUUUAAUAUUGUAAAAGAGAGUUAACUAGAGUAAUGAUAUAAGAUAUUCAAGAAAGUAUUGGUAUGAUACAGGGAAGAAUUGGUGAUACUUUGAUUACACUUUUUUAUGUAGAAUUGUGCUAUUCAUUUCGAUAAAACAGUCACAAAAUCAUAUGGAUGGAAUAUGAAUGGAUGCUAGGAACUACUUAGAUAUUAUGUACGGCAUUCCAAAUUGUGACUGUAAAAAAUGAUUUACAUAAUGUAUAUACUUUUCUGUAAAAAUUCACCAAUCAUGUUUAAAAUACAAACGUUCUCAUACAAGAGCUCUCAUAAGAGCUAAUAUGCUUGCACCUUUUUUAAUGUUAAUUCUGCCUUUGGUGCUUAGAUCAGCAUGCUAACGGCAUUGUAAAAUCUCUUGAAAUUUCUCUUUCAAACACAGUGUUCAGUACUUCAGCUUGCAUCUUAAAAAAUAUUAAAUGGGACAAUUUCAAGAUGUUCAGACUUUUUAUUCUGCAUAUUUAAUUGGCAUCACAAACAUUACUCAAUAAGCUCAAUUGAUUUUCUUAACAUACAUUUAAACUUUUUUAAGAAUAAAUUUUUAAGAAUGAAAUUUAAUGUUUUUGACAAUUGCAAGUUGAUCAUAUUGAUUGUUAGAAAAACCUAUGUUCAUGCAGAUUUAUUAGCUAUUUUCUAUUUGAACAACAGCAAUCUUACAAAUUGACAGAACAUGAUUUCUUUACAAUCUAUAUGUUUUUAUGUAAACAUUAAUUCUUUAAAACUAAAUUUACAGGAAAAUUUAACAAAAAUUGAAAAUAGAACUACUCAGAUAAUUAUAUGAAAU